GGUGGCGGGCAGGGAAGUGGAGGAAAUCGGCAACGUGGAGGAGGUGCCGCGCGGCCGGGCGGUCAUCGAGGAAGCAGCCUCGUUCCGGCACCCCCUCGAGCAAACAUGAGACGCUCGUGGACGCUAGUCGCGGCGAUAGCCCUGGCUGCAUCGGGGCUGGUAAGUGGCGGUCUCCACGAGAAGAAGCUGCUAAACGACCUGCUGGACGCGUACAACGUGCUGGAGCGGCCGGUGGGCAACGAGUCCGAACCCCUCCAGCUAAGCUUCGGCCUCACGCUCAUGCAAAUAAUCGACGUCGACGAGAAGAACCAGUUGCUCAUCACGAAUCUCUGGCUAAAACUGGAAUGGAACGACGUAAACAUGAGAUGGAACGUCUCGGACUACGGAGGUGUACGAGACCUCAGAAUACCGCCGCAUCGGUUGUGGAAACCUGACGUUCUUAUGUAUAACAGCGCCGACGAGGGCUUCGACGGCACUUACCCGACGAACGUCGUCGUAAAGAACAAUGGGACCUGCUUGUACGUGCCGCCCGGUAUAUUCAAGAGCACUUGCAAGAUAGACAUUACCUGGUUUCCCUUUGACGAUCAGCGCUGCGAGAUGAAAUUCGGUUCCUGGACGUACGACGGCUUUCAGUUGGAUCUGCAGCUGCAGGACGAGACCGGAGGUGACAUCAGCAGUUUCAUCACUAACGGCGAGUGGGAUCUGUUGGGGGUACCCGGUAAAAGGAACGAAAUCUACUACAACUGCUGCCCGGAGCCGUACAUAGACAUUACUUUCGUCGUCAUCAUCAGAAGACGCACACUCUACUACUUCUUCAACCUGAUCGUGCCGUGCGUCCUGAUUGCCAGCAUGGCCGUCCUCGGGUUCACCCUGCCGCCCGAUUCCGGCGAGAAACUCUCCCUCGGGGUAACCAUCCUCCUGUCCCUUACUGUGUUCCUGAAUAUGGUUGCCGAGACAAUGCCGGCGACGUCCGACGCUGUGCCGCUUUUAGGAACAUAUUUCAAUUGCAUCAUGUUUAUGGUGGCCAGUAGCGUAGUCAGCACGAUCCUCAUCUUGAACUAUCAUCAUCGAAAUGCUGACUCCCAUGAAAUGGGUCGAUGGGUUAAAGUACUUUUCCUAUUUUGGCUACCUCGAAUACUCCGUAUGUCAAGGCCAGAACCGGAAGACAAGGAAGUACAAAAGUCUCAAAAGCCAUCUCCAGUCACGGGUGCGAGCAAGUCAUACGGCGAUCUGGAGCUGCAUCAGAGGAGUAGUAAGUCCCUCCUGGCGAACGUCCUGGACCUGGAUGACAACGCGCUGGCGUCUCACAACAAUUUGCUGAACAAUGUGUACAGCACACCCGGACCUCAUCACGCGCACGCGAUGGGUCACGGCCACAGUCACAUACACACGACGCCCCAUCAUCAUCACAGCCACGCACCCACGACGCCGCACCAUCAACACGCGACGCAGACGCCCAUGCACUCAUCGUACCCCGGCCAUCAAAUCUCGCAUACGCCGCACCAUCAUUCACAUCCGCAAGACGCGCCAACGCCGCAGGUCGAGACGAUGCUUCAGAACGCGUGCUUCUGCGCUCGUUACGAGCUUGUACUAAUUUUGAAGGAGAUUAAGAUAAUAACGAAUCAACUGAAGAGCGAGGAUGAGAACACGAAGAUCACGAACGAUUGGAAGUUCGCGGCGAUGGUGAUCGAUAGGAUGUGCCUAAUCAUUUUUACUCUGUUCACUAUCAUCGCUACCAUCACCGUCCUGCUGUCAGCGCCGCAUAUUAUCGUCACGUGAUUCAGAAAAGCCAGUCUGCCGCCGGUGGUUCCGGGGCCGACGGGGAUUGCGUGCCGAGCGCCGGCGUCGACGGACGCCGCUCGCGACGCUCUAACCGAGCGUCCGCCCUUAACCGGUUUCCACCGGGUCGGGUUUAAGGGUGUUCAUCUUCGGGUUCGCACGCCGCUUCGUUUCGGAGACCUGCGCGUUAGGAAGAAAGCAAUACGGGGAGUAACUUCGUUUCUUUAUGAUAUACAUAAUGAUACCAGUAAUAAUGAAAAUAAUAACACUAUCGAUAAUGAGAAUAACGAUAAUAGUACUAAUAAUAAUUACGUAAUAGUGACGGUAAAACUUUAUCGUAUAAUUAUCCCACAAGGACGCCUUAGCGAAACACGUUGACGCGCCGUUUAUAAGCGGCGCGAGCGCACGCGUGAAUACGAAGGACAUGUUACACAGGGACACGCGGGAGUAAGAGGAUACGCGAGGAACACGUACACUGGUUUGUUACACGCAUCCCUGAGAGCAGUCGAUGUGACGAACACUUUGUACAGUUGAGAUGGGCACGUUUUAUCGAACGAGUCAAAUAAUUAGUUGUAACAAGAGAUCCAAUUACGAAUUUUCAUAGAGAUAAGUAACGCUCGAGUCGAGAAUCAAGGGGAGAUUCGACUCUGUCCUCCGCGACUACUGCUUGGGGAUGUACCACACAUACACGUACACACACGCACGUAACAUCAUGCGAGAGCGAUAAUAUAUAUACGCAUGGAACCGUGAUUUGCCAAUGAGUUAAAAAUACUUUUCUGCGGCCCAAGGUUAGUACGAUAUAGAAAUCUUCGAAUGUACCCGAGGAUCAGUAUUGCUAGGUUUAAGAGACUCUUACGGCAGUCCAGACAAGUUUCGUAACGUUUCUACGAAUCCGCGUAAAGACUCCAAAUUGGAGAAUCCCCGAAAGCGUAAAUUUGGAAAAAUGCAAAUUUCAAACAAUAUAAAAUUUAAAUAUAACCGAGAGAUAUGAAUAUAUAUAGUAGUGCGCUCAUUAAGAAACAAAAACACUGAUAUAAAAUCAAAGUUUUCAAGUGUGACUGAGAUUCUCGAGAAUACGUAAAACCGUAAUAUUCAAAGGAAAUGUGGGAAUUGCUACACGUCAGUUGAUAUCGGUCCUUGUCCGUGAUAAGAUAAAAGAAGAGAAGCGCUCGAGAAUGCUGGCGACGGAUCCUUUUUGUCCGUACGAAACGAAGUGACGAGAGGGGGGAAAGCAGAAAAAGAACGGCAAAGAGGGAGAUAAAAAAAGGGCGAGGAAGGACAAGGGUUGGGCUAAAAGUAUAACGCACAGGUUACACUCUCAGAAUACACACGACGAACUGCCAAGGUGAUUUAAAUAAUGCCAGAGAAUUUUUCUUAUCCGUAUCAUUAGUAUGUAAAAAUCGACGACGACUUAAUAAACGGGGGAUUUGUAUUACGAUUUAAGUGGCGGUGAGACAUAAAACGCUCUCUCGAGUAGGUCGCGAGGGAGACCCGAAGGACACUACGGAAGGAUGCAGAAAUUGGACGCGGGAGAAGAGUGCGAGGGAUGGUUGUGAUUGUUCGAUAACUUUCGCCGUGGCAAAUUCAGUUUCGGACAAAUGUACUUUCUUUCACGUCUGCAAGUUCGAGGCUGUCUUCUCAUUAAUCCGCAUUCUCGUCGCGCAUUUAGCCUUAAAUGCAACUUUCUGAUCCCUGCUUUGCAUCGGGAUCAUGUAAAUACGAGCUCCACAUUAAACAUGCAUAUUGCGAUAUUAAACGGCUCUAUAUAUUUCGAGAAUCGGACGGCUAACUUUUCGGGCUGACUGUCUGACUUGCAUAUAAAUUGAGAAACCGCGCAAGCCGAAAAUCUCGUAUUUUUCUCAACAAGACCCUCAAGUUUUGAAUUUCAAGCAAAACAGACAUACUUUCUGCUGGAUGUGUACCGAGAAAACGGAUCGUUAUCUCCUACACGGGCGUACGCGGACGUACGUUACAUUUUGUACUAUGUAAUAUACAUAUUCGCGUACGUUUUAUUGUCUGACACGUCAAUCUUUUCCCUACUCUAUAACGACACCGUUACAGAAAUCGUUAUCGCGACAGCACUGCAACUUCUUUCCGACCUUUAAAAAGCGUCUCGGAGAGCAAAAGCUAAAAGAGCGUGGGCUUUUAUCUCUCUUCGAUUAGAAAAGAUGUAACUUCAAUGUCUCCCGUUCUUAUUACCUUCGGAAACACCGCUGCGUAUUUCCGCUGACACCGAAUAUCGGCAACUGUAUUCAAACUGAACGACUAUGCUAUAUGUAUAAAUUAACAUUGCGAUACUAAUCGCUACGAUCAACGAGUGGUUCGGUGAUGACGAGAAAUAUUGUUUUUCAUCCGCAAAAAGACGAUACAGGGAACGUGUGACCUCGCUUUCGUGUCCAUUCCAAAAAUUAACACUUGUUACGUUCUCUGCUAAUUCACGAAGCCGCUCGAGAGUGUGGUGGGAAAGCGCGGAAGCGACGGAGUCGAUUAGUCACGCUAGGAGGAAGAAGAAGCAACGUGGGACGGCGACUGAUAAAGAAAAGGAAGUUGUGCUCUUGCUCACGGACAGACUCGUAGGCGGACGUCGUCUCGACGAGACAUCAGGGAGACGAACUCAAGUCGUAUCGUACAGUUUUCGGCCAUCGGCACUGGAUACGCGACAACCAAUCACGUUACCUUUUAAAUACUAUUAAAGAUUAUUAAAAUAAUGAAUCGUUGUUGAUCGUGUUGUAUCGUGGACGGAAUUACGCGUAGGAGUAUAGUAAGAAUACGAUGUUUUUUUGAUCUCUAGCGCGCGGAAACGACAAGGAGAAACAGAUUAACUCGUAUUAAACUCGUAAGGGAUAGGGAUUUUUAGACGAGAGAUGCGAUUAAUCAGUAUAAGUGUCAAAUAGUUAAGAGGAAAUCAAGGAAGUAAUUCGCUAAGAAAAGGAAUAAACGUGUAGUUCGAGACAUCGACGUUUUAAUGCCGAUACGAUUGCUCUUCGUGCGAUAUAAAAAUUAAUAGACGGCUCGAUUAGCCUCUAAUUGACUUGGCGAGAUAAUGACGUUACGCCUGGUCUUAUGAACCAAAUACAUGCUGAACUGACCUAGUACUUUAGAACUAGAACAACUAAUGCCACACAUCACGCUUUGGAAGUAGGAAGAAGGAAAACUGAGGGAACAUUUGUAUACUCGCAUAAGAGGAAUGUAUGUAUAUUUCAUCGUUUGUAAUAUACAUUUACUUUCCAACGGUUUAAUUUUAUUUUGAAAGAAUCAUUUCUGCUAGAGAAAGAGAGAGAUCAUAUUUUUACAUGUAUUUAUCAUUGCUCAAAAGAACUUUACGUUCUCAUGCUUUUUUCCCUAUAAGAAAAAUAGAAUAAGCCUCUCAAUAUCGUUCAGAUAAGGGAACGCUUAUCUUCCUACUUCCAGGCUACAAAGUGCCGUUGAUUGUAUCGUUUUCAAACAAGUUAAUGAUGUAAAAUAGCGGUUUCUUAAUGCCUUUGCAAUUCUCGUCAUUUGUAAGACGUCUGAUCCCAAUAGCUUUCAUUUUUAAUGUACGUUUGCUGUAGUUCAAGUUGGUGGAAAGAAAUUAUUAACGUCGUUUUUUAUUACGGUAAGACUAUACCAUCUGUUUUUUAUAUAUAUAUAGAAUAAGAGGAGAAAUGCGAUUAGAUCUUACGUGUCUUUCUGUCCAUAUGCAGGCUUUCUUUCAAACUGACGAACGUUUUCAAAAUUACAGCACACAGAGGCUAUUACUUACUGAUAAAAUUGUUUUUAAAUUUAUUAUCAGUGAAAUAAUUACCGGCGUGUUGUCACAUUAUUUCGAAUUACUUUGAAAUAUUAAAGGAAAAUUAUUCCACUGCUAGGGCUUUUUUAAACGAAGCCUCUGCUUACUCGAAUUUAACCGCGAUUGUUAUGCGCAGAACAUAGUAUGCGUAUCAAAUCGAUUGUGAAUAAUUAUAUCGCAGGUAUAAAAUUAAUCUAGAAGCAGCGAUAUAUAUGGAUUACGAGUCCUAGAACAUUACGGGUAUCAAAAAAUCGUGUUAGCGAAACAACGCGUGAUCUUAAUGUAAUCGAGGUUUAACGAUUAGAUAGAAAAAAAAUAAUACGUACCACGGUACGCGCGAUACUGUGCGACUAUACUUGUUAUAAUUAUACUUACAAAUGUGCAUUAUCACAUAUCGCAUAUUGAAAUUCACGUUGAAGAAAAUUGCUCACUGUAAUUCGUCGCUAACCGCUGAUUUAUUUUCCUAUAAAUUAAUAAGCGUACGUACAACCACGAGCGAUGACAGGAACGACCAUUCUUUCCUUCACGUGGAAACAAUUAGAAUCUUACGACGGAAACUAACGAUAACGAAAUAACGCAAGUUUUUUGCAUCGUAGAACAGUUUGUAUCUAAGGAGAAAAAUGGUUUCAGGAUUAUUUGGUUUGUAUAAAAAAUUACAAUAUGCAGAUAAACAACGGUCAUGAAAACUGAAGUUUGUAAUCGAAUAAAAUUAAUCUGAUAUGUCGGAACGCUUCAGAUCCUUUUCUCGCCAUGAUGCGAAACUUGCCUGAUUUUGCGAUAUACGUAUGAAAACGCUUACGGAAAUUAAUAUGUUUUAAUACAAACUCCAUCCUGCGACUUUCGCGACAAGAAAUCGCAAGGAAAAUUAUUGCCGAAAGAUCUGCAAACAUCCAAAUUUGCGUAAAAGUAAAUUUUUAAAUCAGGCGAAACGUGACAUGCAUUUCAUAUGAAAAGUUUCCACCUCCUUGAACUCGAUAUGGACUGUAUUCCGAAGAUAACGCAGCAAACGUACUUGAACGUGGUAUGAUCCGCCGCUUUCAUAGUUGAAAAUGAUUAUAAUGAAUCGCCAUUAGCCUCGACAGAUUUAUCGAGUGAGAGAGUGAAAUUAAAAAAUACGCAGAGUUAAAAGUUUUGUUUGGUUUAUUCUUGUUGCCAGUCAAUUUUAAUAGUAAAAUAUAUGUAAAAGUCUUUAAUUAACGUUAAGUUAUACAGUUUUUAUAUAAAAUGUUUUGUUUAAGUUGUCUUAUAUCUUUCCACAUUACUGUCAUUAUUAUAAAAUAUAUAAAAUUUAUUUAAAUUGGCAGAGAUUAAAACAUAUAAUUAAAUGUCAUAACGACUCAUUUUUGUGUGCGAAUUUAACAUUCCUUUAAGUUACUGUUAAACACUUAACAUUUCAAUUUUUUCUCUAACUUUUAGUUUGGAUUAAUAAUACAAAUUUGCGCAAAAAAUACGCGUAAUCCAAGGAUUUGUAUAAGUUGAAUUUAAAGGAACUGGCAAGUUUCUUUGACUUCUAAUUGCUUUCCAUUAUAUUAAUUUGUCAAAAUUAGACGAAAGCGGCGGCAGACAAUGAAAUUUCCGUACAAAUUGAACAUUUAAGCGAAUGACCGAACAAGGGAAAAAGAGAGAAAGUGAGGAGGGGGAGUAAGAUAAGCGGCAUUAACGUGACUUGCGCCUUUAAAAUCGAUAACUCAGUUUAAUACGCGCGAGGCUGUUAUAUAAACUAUAAUCUUGUAAUAAAAGAGGAAUAAUAAUAAUAACAUUAGUGAUAACGAUUAACGCUAACGAUAAAUGAUAAUAUUAUUAUUACUAUUAAUAAUAACAAUAAUAAUAAUAUUAAACCGUAUUAGCUACGAGACUCUUCGCCCGUGUACGAAAUGUUGAAAUCUCCUUUCUACGACGUUGAUAUACGAUUAAGUCGACUUCCGAUCGCGAAUCGAAUCGUUCCCAAUUAAGGAGUAGUUGCGGUGGACAGAAAGAAGGAAGGAAGAAAAUAAAUAUACGAGUUAACUAAACGAAGGUUGAUAGGCUUAUAGGAUAUCGUAGUAGCGCAUAUGUACAGGGUGAAGAAAAGAAAAUUCGGCGCGGAGCGAUGAGGGAUCUUUCGAACGUCUUGUCCACCGAUCGUCGAGCGAGGAACAACAGAAACAAGGAGGCGGUUUUAAAAGAGUAUCGAUUAGGACUCGAUAUCCAAUUUGUCAGCAAUAAUCCAAUGUCGGAAUUCCUGACGACGGGCUUCGUCUCAUCGAGCCGACGCGGCACUUCCGUCGUGACGUGGAAAUUAACCCGUUAUACCCAGACGUAAAGAAAAAAGAAUUGCUCUUGAGUUGUCCAGAGAUCCUUAAGUAAAGUGCUCCUGCGUACAUCGGACAUACGGGCUAUAACGAGUUAAAGCCGUAUGCGAGUUUCACUAGCACCUCUAGCCCGUUUCACUCGACUGUUAAUUACUCGAGCGUUUUAAGAACUUUACCUAAGGACUUACCGAUAGAGAUAAUUACGAUUGCUCAUCGAUUAUGCCUGUUUAAGUGUCAAGACAAUCCCCCGAUGACUCCAAGCGGCUGACGACGAAAACUGUACUUCUCGAUAUAUGUAAUACUACCUCUAAUGCGAGAGUAUCGAUGGCACUCUGCCCGUCGAGUGUAAUUUAUCGUAAGGUCUAUUAUACUAUAGCAUGCCAAAGUCUUCCGCCAUUAGUCGCCUAGUGUAGCUGACGAGUUUUCUCGGUUGCAAAAAGUUUUCGCGAGAUCGUCGCUGUAAAGAUCGUCGAGUGCUCGCGCGGAACCGAUCCCGUUUGCACCAAAAUCGCUCAAGGGGACGUAAUCAAGGCUUUGACGAAAGUCGUCGCAACUGCUCGCGGCUGUUCAGCAUCGGUAGCUCGCUGUGAUGUAAGUAGUUGAAGCUCUAGCGACAAACUCUACACGUAGAUCUAGUCACUGAAACUAGCCGCACGACGGAAAGCGAGAGGCGAAAUGGGACGAGAUCAUCGAGAUUUGUUCAAGUAAUUUUCCUCCCGACGAUUCGAUCGCACAAUUUUAUCCUCGGGGCAAAUGCAACGUAGUACAUACCUGCAUGCGUGCGUUUUUCAUUGAAACACGUAAUCGCGAUCGAGUAAUUGAAAAUCUCCGACAAAAUAGAAAAAUGAUGGAAUGAAACUCGCGAUCCUUAAAAAUCCUUAUGCGAUCAACAUGUAUAAUACUUACUCGAUCCGACGGCGACAAUCGGAUCGACUACAGCAGCGCGUUUCCCGAACACGCGCGUAGCUUCACUUUGCGUUGACUUUAAGAGUGUGAAUUUUUCAUAAUAAAUUAUUCACACGCACGCUUUCGAUGAAGAGUGACUUGGAGAAGUGAAACGUGGGGCAAACACGAUCAUCAUUCAUCUCCGUUACAGUCAGGAGUGCAGGGACCGAAGCGCCGAAGUUACGAAGAAAAUAGAGGCGACGCUUUUCACUUUUUAAACGGCACGUCUGACUCUUUGAAUCGGUGGAGAAACGUUCGGAAGAUCAACGAUCCCCUUGCUCGUUCUUAUUAGGCCGCUCUUUAUACAUACAUGUAUAUAGCACGUAUACAUGUAAUAUAUGUUAUAUAAUACAUACGCGACAGAGGUUUAAUUAUAUCGACGACACGUAGCAUGUAAAUCGUUGCUCGCGCUCAGCCCCGUUGUUAAAUUAAGCGAAACGAGAUAUCGUCCGCGUUGGAUAUUGCUGCUCGUUACAUGAAUCGCGUCGUUCUGCUUAUCGAUCGUUACAUUAAGUUCUUACGACAAAUUUCUACGCAUAAAGACAAGUGACUUGACAGGGUGCGAAACGAAACGAUUGUAAAAUAAUACUACUGUACACUGCUAUAAAAAUGUGACCGUAUUGUCGAAAAAUAUCGUAUACUAAACCCGCGCAAAAUGGUACAAAUACCGCGGCGUUGCAAGAGAGCUUUACACAGAUCGGAUAAAAACACAAUGGUAGACUAAUAGUCGGCGCAAAGGGCAUUCCUCCGAUAUUCCUCCGAUUGGAAAGCCCGUCGAAACCUCGGGUUAAAUCGCUUUUGAUGGAACAAUCGUAUGGAGAUAUAGAAUGUUUUCGCUGUAAAACUACGCCAUCGACGUUCGAUGGCUCGUGGAGGCCAUCGCGGCGGAAUGGCAAGAGCAAAACGACGCUUUUCGCACGCGGCGACGCGGAUUUCGAGUGUCACGUUAUCGUCAUCGAAUCGUUUUGCCGGCGCGGACUCGGGGCAAGGUUUGCGUGUAAAUUCCAUUUGUGCCAUUGUUUGUAAAGCAAUGAUCAAUCAUCCGGGUAGACCGGUCGAUUAACGCGGGCAGGCGAAAGCGAGAAUACCAGGUAGAAAAGGCGUAAUUAAGAUGCGCGCUCGUGCGCGUAUCUCUUUUUACAACGGUGGCGAAUUAAUUAAUUAGACUAACUGAUUAGGUGAAGCGUAAGUUCAAGUGCCAAAUUUUUAGCUAAUCCUUAAAGCGUAAACGAGCGCGCUGUACGGAGCGAACGUGUACGCGAUAGGGCUGCAUAGGAAUGUAAUUAACGCGUGGAAGAUCAACGGCGGCGCGGAAGUAACAAGUAGAAUCGUUUACAAAUUCAUUCGUUACAAAAAUCGAACAAAUCUGCGAAAUGGUUUCGUGUUGUAGAUUUUAGAGAGAGGUCUUGCUGAUUUUCUUUUGUUUCGCUGUUACAUUGAUUUAUUAAACCGUGUCCUGAGAAACGUAACGAAGACAUUCCUUAUCACUCUUUGCCAAUAAGUUCCUCGAACUAAAGAAACAAAUAUGAUAUAAAGAAAGCAAAGAGUUUAUUAUCGGAUAAUUAUUAUCUAAUAGUAUCAGUUUAUAGAAAGAAAUUCAAAACGCAUAACGUUUGUGCGAGUGUGCACAAAAGUACGAUUCUUUUUCCACUACGAUUUUACGUUACUUUUAAAUUGCCGUAUGCUCUCAAAUGUCGAAUGUCACGUAAUACGCGGAUUUACCGUGCGAAAUCGCGGACAAAAGAGGAAACAAAAUCCUGAGUUCGAGUCAAGCGAGUAUUACACAUUUUGCGUCAGAAUUCCAUGGUGAACGAAAUGGACGGGAGAAAAAAAUACAUACAAAAAGAACAGAGAUAAGAAAAAACGCGUCACAGCCAACUGAAUUUAAAAAUGAAUUUUUACAAAAGCACAAGUGCAUACAGUUCUUUCCGGCAGGCAAUACUCGUUUCCUUCCGUUUUGAAUCCUCGCUCAGCUAACUCAUCACGCGUGAUUCCACAGAAAGCUGCGUUGUCCUAUCAAAAAAAAAGAGAAAAAAAAAGAGAAAAAGGGAAACCGAUUUUUAGAAAAGGAGACAAAGGAAACGAGAAUUCGCGCUGGAUGAUUAGCGAAACAGCGAAGAAGAAAUAUAAUUUUUAAAUUACCGCAAAAAAUAAAUAAUAAUAAAGAAAUAAAUAAAUAAAAGCGAAAAAACUAUUAAGCAUUGUACCACUAAACAUAAACUAUAUAUAUUUAAACUAUUGAAUGCUAAAAUCAUAUUCGUAAUAAUGAGUAAAAGAAAAUGGUUAAUAAUCGAUUAACUGAAUAUUAAAGCUAGCCUGUAAUCAAUAGCGACGUAGUUAUACUCUGACAGUAAUUAUAGGGGUGAUUCAAAGGUAGUCUAUUAGCAGUUAGGGUCGAACUUUAUCGAGAUCACUUUCUCUCUAAACUAACAAUGGAAAAAAAAAGAUGAAGUUACAACUUAAUUAUCUCUCGAUGCUAACCUAUUGAAUUUAAAGGACGUUAAAAGCCGCGCUGAUGCGAUUUCAGAAAACCGACUAUGUAGAGCGCGAUCUACUCUCUUCAUUACCUACCUAUAUCUUUAUUCCUUACGUACUUAAAAAAAGAAAGAAAGAAAGAAAGAAAUCGCCUCGUAUUGUCCACCGUUACACCAGUCAUUAAGAUAUCGACAAUUAAAGUGCGCGUUAUCGAUCGCCAUCGAGAAAUGCGAGGAGAGAAGGGCGAGAAUUAAAAAAAAAAAACAAUGUUACUGUUUCCAUAGACCCUGGUGGGACGAUGCAAUUGAACUGAACUCACCCGAUCUCACUUGACUUUUAAUUAUGCCUCCGAUAACAGCCUGGUCUGAUAGUAAAUCCAUACCGGAGGAGGUAUAAGAGAGCGUGAAUAAAAAUUUGUUAUAUUUCUACGCUGGGCUCCUUUUCGAGGCAACGUUGAUCGAUAUGAGAAUCCCUGUUAACUGGUGAGCACUGUAAUCGCCGCAUUGUAAUAUUAUUAACAUUAUUACGUUAUUAUGAAAUUGUUGAAAUAAAUGAAAUGAAAAUAAA
This is a messenger RNA of Vollenhovia emeryi, 11826 nucleotides long. RefSeq names its product neuronal acetylcholine receptor subunit alpha-7-like. Gene Ontology annotation, molecular function: transmembrane signaling receptor activity; acetylcholine-gated monoatomic cation-selective channel activity. NCBI's taxonomy places the organism in Eukaryota, Metazoa, Arthropoda, Insecta, Hymenoptera, Formicidae. Gene Ontology annotation, biological process: chemical synaptic transmission; monoatomic ion transmembrane transport; nervous system process. Gene Ontology annotation, cellular component: postsynaptic membrane; synapse; neuron projection. The coding region runs from base 106 to 1779 and encodes 557 amino acids. The transcript is spliced from 12 exons. The record is from RefSeq and is a predicted model, not a curated record.